AGAUGGAGACGAUGCGGUGAAUUACGAAGGCAUGUGAGAAACCACUGACUGCAGCUUUAGUCAAACUGACAGACAGAAAAACUGCAGGAUUUCCCCAAACAUACAACAAACGUUUGGCGAAGAAGAAAACAAAAGCAUGGCUUUCGCAAACCUGUUCACGGGAUUAUCUAUGAACCAAGACGUCACACACAGUGGAGCUGGAGAAAGAAAGAGGAGAAGCCAGGCUGAGCUGAGAGGCCCUGACAACAAGAAACAAGGUUAUGAAGCCCAGAGUAGCUGGACGUACAAACCAAAACCCUUUAAAGAUGAUGAUUCCACUGAACAUUCAAGGACUGGCUUCUCCAAAGACUUGAUGCACAACCACAGUGAUAAUUCUGGCCACAAUAACAUGCAUCACAAAGGUCAGAAUGCUAAAAAGAACUACAAGCAGCAGCAACAGAACAACCAGAGGGAUGGCAGGAAAAAACAGAAUCAUCAGAAGGAUAGAGGAGGAUUUUCUAAUCGAGGUGGCCACUAUCAGAAUAGAAAAUUUGGAGGACAGGGUAAACGACAAGAUGUCAAGCAGGAAUUUAAAGUGCCAACCACAAGAAUUAUGACGCAAGAGUUCAGAGAGCAGAAUGCUUUGCUGGUGGAUGGACAGUUACUUUGUCGACAUUUCAUUUGGGGACGGUGCAUCAAGGGUGACAAGUGCCAACUGAAGCACAUUCAGGGUUCCAACGAUGUCAUCAAAGAAGUUUGCAAGUAUUACGUCCAAGGAGCCUGCACUAAAGGGGAGAGCUGCCCCUACAUGCACAAUAUCCUUUGAUUUAACUGCAAUAAUUAGUAUAACAUGUGUAGUGCAGUGUCCACUUUGAACCUUUCUGUUUGAAUUAGGCUGUUUCUUUGGCCUGUGGUGAUGCUGGUGGCAGCUUUGACUCAGUAUGUGGAUCCCCGAACAGGGGGAUGUGUUAUCUUUGCCGUUGUCCUGAUCCACAACAUCACUGACACUGGUACCACUGCUGCAGAGUGCUGGUUGCUUUUCCUUGGGCCUUUAACAAUGCACAUGGCAAUCGUGAAGCUGAUGAGAUGAAUGGUUCUUGAUACUCUAUCAUUCUGUCCUUAAUUCCUGCUGGUAACUAUUAGAAAGUGGAGACUGUUGUUGUGCAAUAGUAGGAGUAGAAUUGACAUUGGCUAAUUAUUAAUAAUCAUGAAAUAUGAUUAUUAAAAUA
This is a messenger RNA of Platichthys flesus (European flounder), 1208 nucleotides long. Its product is annotated as zinc finger CCCH domain-containing protein 6-like. Gene Ontology annotation, cellular component: nucleus. Gene Ontology annotation, molecular function: RNA binding; metal ion binding. NCBI's taxonomy places the organism in Eukaryota, Metazoa, Chordata, Actinopteri, Pleuronectiformes, Pleuronectidae. Gene Ontology annotation, biological process: negative regulation of DNA-templated transcription. The record is from RefSeq and is a predicted model, not a curated record. The transcript is spliced from 5 exons. Bases 137 to 805 code for a protein of 222 amino acids.